AGAGAAUAAACGAGUAGAGUUGAGAUUUCUCUCAAAAACCAAGACUUCGUCUUGAGGUGCUUAGGCAUUGAGUAUUUGAGGUAAUACUCUGGAGACACUCUUAUCCCCUACCAAAAAUACCACACAACAAAAUCAUCAGACCUACAAAAAAUUCCUAAACAUAACUCCAACGAUCAUCUCCAGCAUUCUUCACAUAGCAUCACCAUGAAGACGCUAAGUAACAAGGAAUCAAACCAUUUCAACUAACAAGAAUCAGGUAUGUCUGACAACCCUAGUGCUAGUAAAAAUCAUUUUGAUGAUUUAAACAAGAAUGAAGAAGAAAAUUAUUUCUUGGAUGGUAUCGUAGAUAUAAAAAAAAUAAAAGAGCAAACUAAUUUUAGUUUAUGAGAAACCCAAAAUUUCAUCAGUCAUUUUUAUCUAAAUUAUUUGAUAGAAAAAAUAUAAUUAAAUAUGGAAAGAUGAUAGGAGAAACAACUAUACCAAUUGAACAGACCAAAUGAGACUUUCUAAUCCAAACAAUAAAUAAGGAACAAAUUAUAAAAAAGUUAUCAAAACUACAACAGGAAGAAAGAAAUAAAAUAUCUUAUAUUCAUAUUAGUACGAUACAAAUUAUUUUUAAAUCAACAAUGAAAACAUGAAUAAGUGCGCCAAUAGAACUAGAAAUAAGAGAUGACAGACUCAUUAACAAUGAAUAAAGCAUAAUAGCAAAAGACAAGGAAAUUUAGGAGUACGAAUAAUUAAAUUUGAUAUUAAUUUACAACAAGGUUUAAGUCUAACAGACGGAAAUCUUGAUUCCUCAAUAAUUAUAAAAUAUGAACAAAAAAGAGGCAAUUUUAUAAGAGAAAAUAAUAAACCAUUUUCAGUAACAUAUCAAAUAAACUACACUUUGACCAAUAGUCAUCAUAGUUUAACAUUUAAGGAUAAAUAAGUAAUUACCAUAGAAGAAUUAUUUAAACCACUAAUACAUUUAGAAUCCCCUAUUAAAAUAAUUAAAUCAGACUAUAGUAAUCCAAGAAUUAGUAUCGACGAACGACAUCCCUCUAGAAGAAUAACAAACAAGUUAAAAGAAGAAGAACAAGAAGAAAAAGAAGAGAUAAGGAAUAUUACGAUACUUCAUCAAUAUGACGACAAUAGUGAAAUAAAGAAACUACAAGAACUAAUCUUAGAAUUAAAAGAUAAGAUAUAAAUACUAUAAUGCCUAAUACUCACCAUAUAAAUAAACUAAUAGAAGGAAUAGACGCUAUCGAUCUUACUUCAAUAAACGAUAUCACUAUGGUUACACUAGAACUAUCAUACUUUGUUUCAGAUAUUGUGGAAGAACAAAUGAGUAUCGGAACUACGGAAACAUUAGAGGAAGUUUUUUCAAAAACCGAAUUAAUUACUGAUAUAAUAACUAGUCUAACUAAAAUAAAAUAAAAACUAAUGAAUAAUUAAAACUUAGUAACAAUUAGUAGGGAAACUGAAAUCUAUCUGCAAAACAAAAAAUUAUCAAUUGAACCAUGUCACUAUCUCCUUUCAUAAGGAAUAUAACAAAAAACUAAAGAAAAGAAAAGCUACGUGAAAAACCAUGCAUAUCACUUGUUUGGAAUCAAAUUCUUUGACAAGACUAUUAAAAUAUUAUAUGAGGAUAUGUCAAUUUGGAAUAAAAAAAUAUGCAGAAAACUUUGGUAUCACAGCCUACAAACCCAACCAAGUUAACCAACCCAAGAAUAAGAAUAAAGAAUCAAAAACUAAAAUGAGAAAUGACAAAAUUGUGCAACCCGAUUUAACCCAACGGGCUCACUUUGACACCCCCUACAUGAAAUAGCCUAACUAUUUUAUUUGUGGCCCUUACCACCAGCUAUACAGCUCUUACAAUUUUAAUUAUUUAUUUCUAGUUUUUCUACAUCCAUGAAAUCUACUUUCAAUUUCAUAUGGUGGGCCCCAUUCACAUUUAUAAUACAUCAAAUAAUUUGUAUACUCUCUAACCAAUUAAAGUGGGCCCACUUUGCCUCUUCCAUAUUGAAUUUCAUCUAAUGAAAUCUUUCCAAGAUGAAAUAACAUGCUACAACCAUGAAAAUGGUAAUGGAAUCGCCAUGUCACAAUGAAAUGGGGAAAAGACACCCAUUGUGGAUGCUCUAAGAAGCUUUACACAAUUUUUGCAGUUAAGUUUUUUAAUUCAUUUUCUUUUUCAAUAAAUUAAUAAUUAAUAAAGAAAUAUUUAUGUAGUAUGGUCAAAAAGUUGACUCCUUGCUAUGUCAGUAAUAAAUUUGCCACGUCACAGUCAACUAACCAUUGACAGGACGGGAAGUUAACGGUUUGGCUAUUAUAUUGUUUUCGAAAAGGUUUGGCUAUUAUUUUGUUUAAAAUGAAAUGUUGGACUAUUAUAUUGUAUUUACCUUAUAAUCUUUGGUACCAUCGAGCUCUACCACCAUGAUACACUAUAUAAAAAAAAUGACUCGUUAAUAUUUUAUUUUUUUGCUCUAAAGUAUAUAAAAUUUGAAGUAAUUUGUAGAGCAUAAUUAACAUUACUUUUCCAACAAAUUUUGAAAUUCAAGAUAAAACAAAUUAAAUAUAGCUGUUAUCGGAGAAUAGUGAUGCAUGAGUAACCUUAGGUUACUUAGAGAAUAUGCUCCCUGCUUUUUUUUAUAAUGGUGAAAAUGCAUUGAAAGAAAGGAAGGAACGGUACAAACAGAAGCAAAGCCUUCUUCACCAGAAGUGAAGGAAAGGCAACAAGUCCUGACAAAAAAGAUAAAAAAAAGAACAACAAAUCAUGUGUAGUGCCCCGUAGACAAUCCAAUCGAGGUUAACCGGAUAGCUGCAACUCCAUCGCCUAAUACUGCUUAGGAUGCCACCCGAGUGAAUCGAUAUACUGUUGCAAGCCCUCCUAAUAGCCUCCUAGAUUUCCUUAGUGAAGUCACACUCAAUGAACAGGUGAUUUAUGGAUUCCUCAGCUUUGAAGCACAAGAUACACCGGUUGGCAAGAACCCAUCCUCGCCUCAGCAGGUUCUCAAGAGCAAGGAUGUUCCUAUGCGCCUCUGCAGGUGGUUUAUGGGUUCCUAGCCCUCCCUGCUAUGAUGAGUAGAUCUUAGGAAAAGUGGUGCCAAUGUCUAUUAGCCCAUUUGGUUGCAUUCUUUCGAAAAUUUGAUAUACAUCAUACAUUAAGCUAAACUAGGGAAACUAUGUUGUCAUUUCAAAUUUAGAAAGUUACUUUUGGUAAUUUUAUUUCUCUGAUGUUUUAUUAAAUUCAUAUUGGACCGGCCAGUUCAGCUGGAAAUUACUAGACCUAGACCCAAAUCCAGUCCGAGGAUUUAAUUGCCAAACCGACGAUCAAAACUGCCAAAUUAUUUUUUUAUUUUUUAAUAGAAAAAGGUAUGUUUGUGCUAGGACUUAGGUUUAUGCACCCUUCUAUAACUAAACUUAGAAUUAUAAAUUAAAUUAGGCCCAGGAAAUUAAUAUAUAAUAAGGGUUGAGAAUUAAAGAUUUUUUUUAUAUUUUUUCUAAUUUUUUUAAUCGUUUCUUAUCUUUUUCGUUCUAACUUGGAUUUUAAAAAAAUUUGCACAGAUGGAACGAGUUCGUCUUACUCUACAAAAUGAGUUCCAUUUUUAAUAUCUUUUUUCAAAAAACAUUUCAUACCUCUUGUUACCAACUCCAUACUAUAUGGUAUCUCCUUCAUUUUUAAGUCAAUUUUUACAAUAUCUGCACAGAAGGAACGAGUUCAUCAUGAUCUAUUGAAUCUACAAAUUUAUUGGGGGGGGGGGGGGGAAUACAUGAUAUCGUUUUGAAGAAUACAAUUAACCUUAUUUAUUUGUGCAAAAUAAAUUAAAAUUCUGACUUAAAACGAGAGAGAAAUCGUCUGUUAAAAAUUAAAGAAGAAAAUAUUAGAGGCUUUCCAUAAGUGGCAGGAGGUGCUGAUGUGGCGGCUGGUAAUUAGAUUAUGCAUGGUUACUGACCAGAUCCGAUCCUUAGAUGAGCACAAAAAUUUCCGACCGACUAGACUACAUGUAAUUAGGUUUUUUAUAGAGGAAUUUUACAAUGCUAUAUAGCAUUGGUGCUAUAGGUUUUUGCCUUUAUGGUAUAACUUGAAGUGUUACCUUUAACGUUAUGGUACAAUUUCAGAUUGUACCUAUACUAUUGGUACAAAUUUUUUAAUGGUACAAUUUGAACUUGUACCUUUAUGUGAUGUACAACUUUAAGCUGUAAAGUUGUACCAUAACAUAAGGGUACAAAUUCCUUUAUGGUACAACCUGAACUUAUACAUUUAGUGUUAUGAUACAACUUCAAGUUGUACAUUAAAGCACCAAUGCUUUAUAGCAUAUUAGAAGUGCUCUUUUUUAUAAGUAGGAAGUUAUAUAUCUUAUUAACCUGUUUAAACUUGAACAAGUAUCGAGAAAGUACCAUAAUCAGCGAAAUGAGCUACAACAUACUUGUCGGAAUUACUUGGAUAUUAGAGGUGCAAUAGCGUUCGGGAACAAAUCAGGUCAGUAACCUUAUGAUGAGUAACCAUGAGUAACCCGUCCACAUCAGCUUGCCAUCAACAUCACUCUCUCUCCUAGAAAGCCUUUAAUUUCCCCCUCCUUAAUUUUUGACGGACGAUUUCUCACUCGUUUUAAGUCGAAAUUUAAUUUUUUUCACAGUUAGAUAAGAUUAAUUGUGCUCUUCAAAAUGAUAUCUACUUUGAUAUAUUUUUGGAACAAAAAAAAUUAAGCCAUUUUUUACCAGUCUAUACCCUAUGGUAUUGACUGGUAUUGAAAUAAGAGCAUAUAUAUGGUUUGAAAAGCGUACCAUGGUGUUAUGAACAAACCAAGACUAUAGGAUGGUUGAAUACAUGAUAGUAGAAGUAUAUUAACUUUAUUUAUGACUUUUAACAUUGUGUUCCACAAGGUACCACCCCGUAAUUUGUGGUAUUUUGUGGUAUUUUUCGGUCCUGUAAUUUGUUCGUCCAGAAAUUUGUAGAUCCAAUAGAUCAUGAAUGAACUCGUUCCUUAUGUGAAAAUGUUUUCAAAAACGAAUUAAAAAUGAAGAAGAUAAAAUAUGGUUUGCAGUUGGUACCAAGAGACAAGAAUUUUUUCUCAAAAAAUAUUGAAAAUGGAUAUCGUUUUGUAUAGCACAACGAACUCGUUCCAUCUGUGCAAAAAAAAUAAAUUGAAAUCCGAGUUAAAACGAAGAAGAUAUGAGCCGAUUAAGAAAACAAGGGAAAAUAAAAAUGACAUUUAAUUCUCCAUAUUUAGAUCUAGAUCUUCUGAAUGGAGGGUCCAGAUUUAGUUAUUGAUGGGUGCAUAACCCACCCUAUCAUGCGCCAUAGCGUUCAGCUUAUGGCGAGAACUAGUCAGUUUGGACUUGAUGCAUUAUCAUUCUCGGCGGCCAAUUAUCAUUAUUAUUAUUAUUAUUAUUUUAUGAAUCAGUUUUAGAUAUUAUUUAGGAAUCGUACUAUUUAGUUAAGUAUUUAUGGUAGUUUAUUUAGGAUUAAGUUACCCUAUCCUUUUAGGAUUGGUAAGUGAUUAGGUUUUCCAAUUCUCCUGUAAAUAUGUACUUGGUUUCUACGUUUUAAUCAGUCAUUGAAGAAUAAAAACCUUAAUCGCAUCUCUUUAGUUUUCUAGUUCUUACAAUUUACGUGAUGGACCAAACCGUCGUCCAUCAAUUGGUAUCAGAGCCUGGUUUGAAAGAAUUGAACUCUUACCAGCUCCUAGGGCAGACAUCGUCGACGUUCAACCACCAACGUCAGAUAGAGGUCCUACGCGCAACCACGCUCCGCAACGACAAGGUGGAAGGAUCGCCUACUGAGGCGCCAACAGCGAAGAAGCUAAUCCUAGCUUUGCUAUUCGAGAUCCACAAACUGCCGGAUAAACCUCCCAUGUCGAUCAAUGCCGAGGUCUCUUUCUCUACUGUUAUCGGAGAUCGGAACUCAGCAACCCUCCGACUCGACACAACAAUCUAUCGAGAACCCGUGGUCUCCCUAAUCGAUGGUUUUUUGACGCAAAACUUCAUAAGCCUCAACGUCGCCAAGGGUUUGGCCUUGCGGGCUACACCCAUUCCUCAGUUCAAGGUCAAGACAGCAAACGGGGAAUUCUUGGUUUGUGAGCGCUGUUACGAGACCGUUCCGAUUUACGUACAAGGUGUAUGGCAUGAAGUAAACUCGUACGAACUUCCGAUUCGUGAGGUUGACCUCGUCCUUGACAGGGAGUGGCUCAAACAAGUGGCAAUGGUAAUAAUGGAUUGGGAAAAUUCAGUCAUGAGUUUCUGGUGUAAUGACGUAUGGGUCAACGUGCGAAGCUUUUGCGAGGCCACUAAGAGGAUUGUGGAGUUCAAGAAGCUUCAACAAGAGCGUGAUCGACGACGUCGUCAAGCAGGUCUGACUACUCUAGCACUGUCGAACGGUCUUGUGGCUGGAAGCUCUGCAUCGCCGCGAUCGAUGGCGGUCAUUCCUGAAAGAUGGAGGCGCUCCUAUCGUAGGAAGAAGAGGAAGAAAGGACGCGAAACUGUUGCCCCGGAUGUCGUACAGACUACACACCCGACGUCAGGAAUAGCUUUUGUUCGGGCGCUGCCGUCUCCAAAGAAACAAAAGACCGCCGCUGCCGAGAAGCUUCUAGUUGCCCCGUCAUCACCGCCGUUGUUAACUUUGCAGGAGGUCCCAGCUGUUGUGGUCGUCGCUGCUGCAAGUACUGUUGCCGCUGCCGAUUCCUGGCGUAGCCGCACCACUACCGUGGAGCUUGAAGUUUCCAAGCCAUCACCGCCAUUGGUGGAGCUGCUAUAUGCCCCGCCUGCCAUCAUGGAUGCUGAAACGAGUUCUUUUGAGCUACUCCAAGCCAACUGGAAAUAUCGGAAGAAGCAGCUAAAAGGCGGUGACCGCCAAGCGAUCACGGAGAACAGUUGUUCAGUUUACGGCUGUAUCGGCCUGGAUAUGGGAGGAUUGGUUGGCAAAUUGCUGGACAACAUCGAUUCGAUGCAUUCUGAGGAUGGUUCCCGUGAGAGGAUCACCAUUCCCUUCGGCUGCUACAAGUAUGGGGUGAAGAUGAAGGAUGGAUCAUACCCGAAAUUUGAGGCAAGAAGGUUGAAGGGAAGGUACGUGGGUGGUGGAAGAGUAGAAACAAGAUCGCCGCUGUCAACUUUGAUCCUCAUCGAAAUUCUUGGUCAAUACCUGCCGAGGGAGGUCGUACAGGACGCCGGGGAAUCGUGGCGUUACCCUACAUCAAAGGGGACAUUAAGGGGUCCAAAGCAAUGGCCGAAUGGAGUACAUGGAUGUGUUGCGGCACCGCAUGGGCUUGGGGAAUUCAAUGAAGAAGCCAUCAAUACCCUUGUGGCACGUAAUAAAAAUUCAGCUCCUUCUAACUUUCCUUUUUCUAUAGAUAUAUCCAUGGAGCACUUCUAUAAAGUAUUGGUGCUUUAAUGUACAAUUUAAAGUUGUACCAUAACGUUAAAUGUAUAAGUUCAGUUUGUACCAUAAAGCAUUUUGUAUCAUUAUGUUAUGGUACAACUUCACAACUUAAAGUUGUACCAUCACAUAACGGUACAAGUUCAAGUUGUACCAUAAAAGAAUUUGUACAAAAAGUAUAGGUACAAUAUGAAGUUGUACCAUAAUGUUGAAGGUAUAAUUUCAAGUUGUACCAUAAAGGCAAAAACCUAUAGCAUUGUAAAAUUCCUCCUAUCUUUGCACCCAUAUGUUUUGAUUGAGCUGGUGGUACGUGAGGAUGAAGGAAUACAGGAGGAGUGGCUUUUGGAGGAUUGGUAUAUUGCUUGGUCAGGAAGCAUCAUGUGUUUCGAUCCGAGUGGGAAUGAUUUGGGUCGAAUUGAAGUUGUUAACAUUGGAGGAUUGGAUUUGGUGUUGAAGCUGAAUUGGAAAUAUCGAAAGCGUAGCUCUGUCAAUUAAUCAGGCCAAACAUGAAUUAAUAAAUAAGAACACAAGAGUUUUUUUAACGUGGUAUCGUCAAGGUGACACUAAUCCACGGAGAGGAUCUCCCUCUCAGGUUUUUUGUAUUAUUAUUAACGGAUUGAAUGCUAUAGUUCUCAACACUUUACAAUGUUUAUAGGGCAACAUAACUUAACCCUCAAGGUCUCCGUGUCCUUGUGGUACACGGUAAUCUGGCCAAAUCUUGCUCCACAAUUAACACCCUCACUCAAAUUGUGGUACACGGUGCGGAACAUCAGUUUGGAAGAGAGAUACCAAUGUCUACUUGAGCUCAAAGCCUUGGUCAACACAUAUGCAGUUUGAUCCUCCUUCGGCAAAUACACAAGUUGUACAACUCCCUCGGCAACCAGUUGUCGUAUGUAAUGAACAUGUACCUCAAUGUGCUUUGUUGUUUCAUAUAAAACUCGGGUUGAUCGCAAUUUGUAGUGCACUAGUAUUAAUUAUCUCCAUAGAUCCUCAUUGGCAUAUGACAAUCUAUUCCCAAUUCUUGCACCAUACGUUCAACCAAACCAAUUCUGACCCUGUUUCUGACAUAGAUCGAUACUCCGCUUUAGUUGACACUUUAUCAUGUUAUCUGCACCUCCAUGACACAAAAGACUGACCAAAACAUAUGCACCAGCCUGAAGUUGACCGUCUAGCAUCUUGACACCCUGCAUAAUCGGCAUCAGCAAAGGCCUCUAUAACAUGCUCCCCUUUUGAAGAAAAUAACAAGCCAACAUCAAUAGUACGCUUCAAUUAGUGAAGCAAUCUAUGAACAACAUCUAAGUGUGGCGCUCGAGCAACGCCCAUGAACUUACUGAGGAUCUGAAUUGUAUAAGAAAUAUUUGCUCGAUUGUGAGUCGGAUAUAUUAAGCUCCCUACUACGCUUCGAUACAUCGUAUGAUCUUCAAGUAGUUCACCAUCCUCUCGACUAAGUUUUAGGUUCUGCUCCAUGGGUGUGGCACAAGGUUUGCAAUCAUUAUACUGAGCUGAGACCAAAAGAUCUUCGACAUACUUUUUCUGACUCACAAACAAACCCGACACUGAUCGCUGUACUUCAAGUCCCAAGAAAUAAGAAACAUCGCCAAGAUCUUUGAGAUUAAAAGCACUAUGCAAUGAUUUCUUGAGCUCCUGAAUACCAUCAUAAUCACUGUCACUAAUCACCAUAUCAUCAAUGUAGAGAAGUAACACCACAACUCCAUUCACUGUCCGUCGAAUUAAAAGAGACGGAUCAUUGUCACUUUGAGAGAAACUUGCUUGUAUAAUGGUACCAUGAAACUUCUCAAACAAAGCUCGAGGUGCUUGUUUGAGACCAUAUAAUGAUCCGACUGGACACUCUAUAUAAAUGUCUUCCUUAAAAUCUCCAUGUAAGAAGGCAUUUUUUACAUCAAGCUGAUGAUAUGAUCCCAAAUUGGCCCUCAAUCAAGCUGGAAUUGAUUGAUCAAGAAGAUAAGCAAAGUACAUUAAAGAACACUGAAUUUU
Linum trigynum is the source of this 9346-nucleotide messenger RNA. The record is from the annotation of a GenBank genome assembly. NCBI's taxonomy places the organism in Eukaryota, Viridiplantae, Streptophyta, Magnoliopsida, Malpighiales, Linaceae.